Messenger RNA from Xyrichtys novacula (pearly razorfish), 603 nucleotides. The record is from the annotation of a GenBank genome assembly. NCBI's taxonomy places the organism in Eukaryota, Metazoa, Chordata, Actinopteri, Labriformes, Labridae.
AUGGCUGAACGACAGCGGUAUUGCGCGGUUUGCUCAAACCGAACAAGGACAUUACACAUGUUGCCCAGAGACCCCGAAUUAAAAGAAAAAUGGCUGGAGAUUAUUUUUGGAUACAUACCAAAACGCUAUAGCUCCAAGUUAACCGUAUGUGCCCAGCAUUUCGAAGAGACGGACUUCACCAACUUUGUCCAGUUUCACAGUGGCUUUGCAACCAAGUUGCUGUUGAAGCCUGAAGCUGUGCCAUCCCGGCUGUCUACCAGUGCUCUGUCCGUAAGUACCCACCGGGAAUUGUCCCGGUCCUCCCAAUUAGCCACUCCGAGCCUGGUACAUUUGCAUGUUCUUUGAACAGGCGUUGUUGAAAAUGUAUAUGCUGUUUCAUUUUCAGGACAUCGUUUCACUUUCACACACACAUUUUCACUUGUGUGUUGACUCUCUCUCUCUCUCUCUCUCUCUUUCUGUGUUUAUGUCAAUCAGACCACCUCAGGGACAACAGUGAGGUUCCAGCAUGUGUCUUGCCAAACAGACCCACCCAGUCUGUGUAACAGGGGUACACAGCUCUCUCUUGGUACUUUGCGCCAUCAUGUGAAAAGUGGAGGUUUGUGA